GGGGGCUAGAGCGAGAGUGUUUUCAAAAGCAAAAUGGCGGCUGUCGUGGAUGCCAAGGAACCGGUGUGUUAUGAUGUUGUGGCCGUGUUACCAGCUGGUGGAUCCGGAGUGAGAAUGAACUUGAGACUCCCUAAGCAGUUUUGUGAAAUUAAAGAAAGGCCAUUGAUCAGUUACACCUUGGCAGCAUUUGAAAGUGUGUCAUGGAUCAGGGAAGUUGUUGUUCCCAUCAAUGUAAACUAUAUAAAGGAAGCACAGCAGAUUUUGAAAGACUUUAAUCACAGUAAAGUCAGAUUAGUUUAUGGAGGGUCCACAAGACACAGAUCAUUAUGGAAUGGUAUUCAAGCAAUCACUGCAGAUGGAAGAGGUUCACCAACAGUAGUAAUUCUUCAUGAUGCUGUAAGGCCAUUUGUUGAUGAACAAACUCUAAGGAAUGUGACCAUGGCAGCUAAAAAGCAUGGUGCAGCUGGGAUGAUCAGACCACUUUCAUCUACAGUUGUUGCUCAGUUGUGUGAUGGGUUCCUAGAUCAUUCACUUGACAGGUCAAAGUUCAGGGCAAGUGAAAUGCCACAAGCUUUCAAAUAUGAAGUCAUUCAGAAAGCCUACAUGAAGUGCACAGAAUAUGACUUUGAUUAUGGCACAGAGUGUUUACACCUGGCUCAAAAGUAUGCUGAUACAAAUGCUCUGUUGAUUGAUGGACCUGAGUUUCUUUGGAAGGUUACCCACAGAAAGGAUUUGUAUUCUGCCGAAGGAGUCUUGAAAGAAAAGCAACAGCAAGUGCUGUUGGUGAUUAAUGGAACAGACUUCCCAGAGUUCGCGGGAAAGCUGCAUGAACAGUUGCAAGAGAGAGAUGAAAUGGUCACGUAUCUUCCUGACAUAUCUUCAGAUGGACAUCUAUCACAAGAUACUGCGCAGUGUUUGGCAUCCCAAAUUAACUUGAAACAGAUAGCUCCCGGUUGUUGUGUAUCUGUUGUUUAUGUGACGCAGAGCACACACUCAGAUGAACAAGCAGUUUGCAAGGGUCACAGCACAACAGUUAUCCAGUCAUUUCUCAGAUCAUUCUGCGAGACGCUCGACUCCUGUUUGUUAAAAAGUGUAAGACUGGUGAAUGUUGGAUUUCGUCGCGGUAUUGAGGAUUUUAAUACAUUUAAGGCAGCUAUAAAAGAUCUCCAGUCCUGUUUACAGCAACAAGGCGUAAAUUGUUUCGGUGUGCUUGUUCCCGCUAACAGUGCAAACGAACCCGAAGAUAAAGACGCUGAUAUCAAGAGAAUUGUGAAAGCCGCUGAGCUGACAGUGGGCGCAUUAUUGGACGUACCGUCAUUAUUUGGUGGACAAGUAUUCGACGCAAACGCGUGACUCGUGUGGAGUAGAGAGGCAUGUUUGUUAUGGUUCAAAGGGCUGGUGAAUACAGAUACAAUUCAGAGCCAACAAGACUUCUAAUUCCCUGAUUCAAAGCAGAUAAGAUCAUAGUGGUGAACACUUUUGGGGUUAAGAAGCCUUGAAUGUCCUGAAAAACAGAAAAACUUGUUGGAGGAACUGUGGGUAGAAGGAUUUAAGACAAGAUGAACAGUGGUGUACACAAUGCCUUACUGAAAGUAACGCCCAGAGGGCUAAUAGUCUGAUUCUCGUUAUGAGAGACUAUAUCUGCUUAUGGGAUUGUCUCAAAGAACUUUAUAAUUGCGACUGUCACCAUAUGAUUGACACUUCGACUAUAUAACUGACUCGAUGUUAUUACUGGCAAAAAAAGAAGAUGAAAGAUGCUCGUUUAAUAAUUUCAAGAUACAUUGACUAACUCAGAAUUUCCCUCGCUGUCUGCUAUUAAAACUUCCCCACCUAGCUGCAGGUUUGGCAUGAGGUCGAGUUCCAUAAUGCUGUGCCACGGUGAGACAAUUUAUCUAAGAUCAACCAAUAAAAGGGGCAUAUGGAGCUAUGUUAAAUGUAACAGGGUAAUUUAGUAUUAUCAACCGAGUCGAUGACGUUAAUUGGCCUCUGUAAAGAGUUUCAUAGCUGACGUUUCGAGCGUUUGCCCUUCAUCAGAGCUCUGACGUCUGCUUGAAACGUCAGCUUUGAAAUUCUUUACAAUGGCCAAUGUACGUUAUCAAUUCAGUUGAUGAUACCAAAUUAACCUGUUAUACUCUUCCACUGACGCAGCACUCCAGUUUCAUUAGAAACUUACCCCCUUAAAUCUAAUGUGAAAUGUAACUUUGAAAUGUUACGUGCCAGAGAGAAAAAAUAAAGUUAUAUCCUCAAUCGCACGUUUGAAAAUAAUUUUUCAAUCCGCUUAAAGCCGUUAAGGAGCUACACACCGUCCGCUGCAAAACGUUUAGAGAUAUUACAAAGAUAAAGUCCUCUUUAGCUACAUUUAAAGCAAGAAGUGAAAGCAAGAAGUGUUAGAAAUUGUAUGUAUGAAGGCUAACUGCAUCAUCAUUAUCUGGUACUUAUCCAUCUUUUUCUAACAGAGCUACUCCAUUGGAGAGAAGGACAAAACCAGAGUCGAUUUUUUUUUUUAUAAAUUUACCUCGUAUUUUGAUACAGAUGUUGAAACACUGCAGUAAAAGCUGACAUAGUAGUAUUUUCCUCUCCAAGGCGAAUUGUAGUAUAACUGGAAGAAAGGAGUUUAUAUACAGAAAGAGCAAAGGACAUGUUUCCAAAACCGUGCUUUCUCGGCAGUUUCGCUUGCAGGUGUGCUGCCUAGCCGCUCUAUCACCUAUGGUUAUUCAAAGCAGCCAGUACGCCAAUUUUAUAAUCAAUGUUUUCUUGCAAUAGCUUAUAAACAAAAUUUUAGUACAAAUAAAGAUUGUUGUCGAUGUUGA
Messenger RNA from Pocillopora damicornis (cauliflower coral), 2810 nucleotides. RefSeq names its product D-ribitol-5-phosphate cytidylyltransferase. Gene Ontology annotation, molecular function: D-ribitol-5-phosphate cytidylyltransferase activity. Gene Ontology annotation, cellular component: cytosol. The record is from RefSeq and is a predicted model, not a curated record. NCBI's taxonomy places the organism in Eukaryota, Metazoa, Cnidaria, Anthozoa, Scleractinia, Pocilloporidae. Gene Ontology annotation, biological process: protein O-linked glycosylation via mannose.